Molecule: messenger RNA, 646 nt
Organism: Syngnathus typhle (broad-nosed pipefish)
Lineage: Eukaryota; Metazoa; Chordata; Actinopteri; Syngnathiformes; Syngnathidae
Product: coiled-coil domain-containing protein 74A-like
Exons: 4
Coding region: 24-557 (177 amino acids)
Source: RefSeq, a predicted model, not a curated record
GGUUGCCUUGGACGACUUUUGCCAUGAAUUGCAUUGAUGAAAUCGAGGGAUUGAAGAUGAUUAUGGAUGGCACCAUCCAUAUGGCACCCAAGCAAAGCCAAGUAGGCGUUGGACCUGUCGUUCGAGGGAGAGAACCCGGCCAGAACCAAAUGCGAAGAAACAUGGGGGACUAUGCCGAGGUUCACGGACCCUACAGAGCCAAUCGCGGGUAUUCAGCCUCGCUGCAGCCUCUACAAGUCCACAACGGUCUGUCUAAUCCACCGCGUGCGUCCACCCUGAGGGAAUGUGAGCUCAUCAUCCGUCAGCUGUACAACACCAACCGUUCACAGUCCCAGCAAAUUGUGCGCUACAAGGAGUUGCUGGAAGAUAUUGUGCUCAACAAGAGAAAGAGAAUCACCCCCGAAAACUACAACCUGACCAAAGCCUUCCUUGCGGAUGAUAUUUGGACCGGCAUUGCCCUCCCGGCGCUCACGCAGGGCCUCAACUCAUCUGUGGCGGAGCGCCAGAGACGGAAUCGCGCCGUGCACAGAAGCCACGUCAAGGGCACGGUGCGAUGAGAUGAUCCAGAUGCUCACCUCUCAGCUGCAACUACGGGGACAUGCAAAGUCAGUGUCCGUGUGAUGUCACGGAUCAAACAGCCAAUCAA